AUGAUGGCUGAGCCUGCCCAGCCUGAGCUCAGCGCGGCCAUGUCCCCGACGGGGAUCAAGCAAGAGCCCAGCCAUGAGGCUGACAUCCUCGAGGGUCUUGAUCUUGACCUUGAAUCCAUCAUGCAAGCUGCGACCAAGCGGCCCUUUGAAGACCAUUCUAACGACGACGAUCCGAACAAGCGAGUCAAGUCUGAAACCGAACCUGUCCAACAAAACACGCUCGAACUCGACCAAGGAGCCGAAGAGUCACUAGAAGAUGGUCUUGCGCUUCUCGUGCACAAUGCGCUCAACAACGCCAAUGACUUUAUGUUCGACACCACGACCGACCAGAUGGACAUUGAUGGCAUUCCCGAUCACCACCUUCCACCGCCUCCUCCGCCAUCUUCACCCUCGGUCACCUUCUUUUCCGAUCCUCAAAAGUACUUGCGCAAAGCCAGUCGACAUGCGCUGGGCAAUAUGGCACUUUCCGUUCUUUUGUUGUUCUCGCAAUCCUUCGAUGAUUCCAUCAAACCGAUCCAAGACGCCGAUUCGCAACACGCCAAGUCUUUUCACGACCUUCAAACAUCUUUUGCGCAAAUCAAGCAGAUCUAUUCUUCGGGUCCCAUUCUCUCUGCAGACGAGCCAGACCUUCAAGACCACGAAUCUCGCACGAUUCUCGAUCUAGCGAACCUUGCUCAAUUCUGCAUUUGGCUAUUGCAAACUACGCCUUCAUACAGCGAAGCUCAUCAACAUUUCCACGCGAUCUUCCGAGGCCAGGUAUCCGAUCUUGGUUCUGAUGCUCUCGAUCUGUAUCUCUCGCUCAAGACCCAAGUGGCCAUCGAUGCGCUUGUCUCAAAAACAACAGAACAAUCAAGUGAGCAAGUAUUGGAAGAGGCUCUGAUUAAUGGGAUGGAAGAUAAGCUACGCGGACUUCACAAUGGGUUCGAUCUGACACCUGCCGACUCCGAAUUCAUCACUUCAGUCCGAUCAAGAAAGACGUCGCUUGAAGGCGAGACGUCAACUGAGUCUGCGGUUCUGCGAGAAAAAUACAAGGUGGAUGAUCUGCUACGACAGGUUUCAACGUGUGUCAAGACCCGCCUUGCUUUGAUGUCGGAUCUUGGGUCAAGACUAGGCCAUCCUAUGCGAUCUAGCGAAGAAACUGCCGUUGAUCUCUUGGGCGACACAAGCUGUGAUCCAACUCUCGACAUGGAAGAUCUUUCCUCUUUCUUCGAAAAGACAACUUCAGGUCUUGUUCAGGACGCCUUAGCUGGCUUGACUGAGGACACUACAACCACCAACCCUAAUCCCGAACCCAACCCCGAUCCCAUUCCUGAGCCAGCGCCUGCCGUCGCUGAAACCAUCGAACCGGCUCCAACAGCUGAGCCUACCAAGACUCCAGAAAAGGAGCCUUCUUCUACACCUCAGACAAACGGGAAGCCGGACUUGAUAACGGAUUAUAAGGAACUGGAGGCACUGGUGGCUGAGACACAAACAUACUUGAACCAACUCCAACAGCAACAGGCUCACAAUACGUACUACUCGUCAUACACACAGAGCAUACCCGAGCCGCAACCACCACCACCCGAGCCAGGUCACAACUUGCCGCCGAACCAAACCUUUCCUAGCGCGAUACUAUAUGACAAAGCUCGACAGGCGGCUCUCUCUAAAAAUUCGUCGCAUACCAGGAGAGAGGGUCUUCACUCGACACGGCGUCCUUGGACUCAAGAAGAAGAAAAGGCGCUCAUGGCGGGUUUGGAUAUGGUCAAAGGACCGCAUUGGAGCCAAAUACUGACCUUGUUUGGACAAAGCGGCACAAUAUCAGAUAUACUUAAAGAUCGGACACAAGUGCAACUCAAGGACAAGGCCCGGAAUCUCAAGUUGUUCUUCCUCAAGACCAACUCGGAGAUGCCAUACUAUCUCCAAGCAGUUACGGGUGAGCUUAAAACCCGCGCCCCUACGCAGGCGGCCAGGAAAGAGGCCGAAGAACGCGCGAGACUGAGUUCGGAAGAGCAGCGUGCGACGCUCAACGGGAUAAUGACCCUAGCUGGAGGCCUGCAGAACCCACAGCAGGGGCAAGGACGGGCAGCAGGAACCCCAACCUCAGCUGUCGGCUCGGGAGUUAUGACGCCUGCUCAAGCUGCGAGCGCCGCCCAGGCUGCAUCUUCGCAACAGGGUCAGGCGCACAAUCAAGCGACUACUCACUCAUACAACCCAGCUACCUCAUCCGGGUAUCCACCAUCGACGCUGCCGCAGUCCAGACCAAGCAUCAUGUCACCGCCUCAGCAGUCGCCUCAUCAAGCAGCUCGUCCGCAAUCUUCUCAAAUGUCCAUGUCUCCUCAAACACCGCGGUCGCAAGUCCCCCAGCAAAAUCACAACGCCAUGCAUUCUCCCGUCCACGCUCAGGCGGCUGCCCAAAUGCGUUCCCACACAUCGACACCCGUCGGCCAGCUGCAUCACUCUCCACCGACACAACACACACCAACUACCCAACCUGCGGCCCAGCAUCAUGCUCAGACUCACUACGCGCCCGUUCCACACACUCAGCUCAGUUACCCAUCCCCUACCUCUACCAACGCCACACCAGACAUGCAUUCGCAUAAUCACGUACCGGCACCGGAGACGCAGAUGGAUCAGCAUAUGCAUGACAACGCCGCAGAGGCAGCGCUGUUGCAAGGUCUCCAGGCUGCGGUGGCUGAGUCUCUGUAAUGCAUCGUUACGUGAAGAAGAAAACGCGGAGCAAUGCCUGUUUCUUCUUCUCGGUGUUCUUUUCUUUUCAAGCUUAUUUUCUAUUGAAUUCGCGAUGAAUCAGUUUGCCCUAUAGCGAGCCAGGGCAACUAGGUUGAUACUCAUCAGGGUGCAUCAAAGCGCAGUUGGCUAUUUUCGUUUCUGCGUAAAAAAAACGUUUUGUUCUUUUAUAGAUCUGAAACGCCUCAUAGGCCGAUUUUUUAUUAAAGGAGAGAGGAGGUUAGAAGAAAACAACAAAGGGGGUGGAAGUCUGACUUGGAAUGAUACCACGAAUAAGGAGUACAAUGUGAUG
Messenger RNA from Fusarium graminearum PH-1, 3016 nucleotides. RefSeq lists its product as uncharacterized. NCBI's taxonomy places the organism in Eukaryota, Fungi, Ascomycota, Sordariomycetes, Hypocreales, Nectriaceae. The transcript has 5 exons. Bases 1 to 2685 code for a protein of 894 amino acids. The record is from RefSeq and is a predicted model, not a curated record. Gene Ontology annotation, molecular function: protein homodimerization activity; double-stranded telomeric DNA binding. Gene Ontology annotation, biological process: telomere maintenance via telomere lengthening.